This is a messenger RNA of Rana temporaria (common frog), 1707 nucleotides long. RefSeq lists its product as uncharacterized. Bases 12 to 1052 code for a protein of 346 amino acids. The record is from RefSeq and is a predicted model, not a curated record. NCBI's taxonomy places the organism in Eukaryota, Metazoa, Chordata, Amphibia, Anura, Ranidae. The transcript has 2 exons.
CGAGGAAAACGAUGUGUUUCGCCCGUCGAGCUCCUCGGUCGUGUGUACGAGGCUUCAGGCUUUAUUCAGGUCUAUACCAUACAAUGAAUGUGUCAGGAGUACCUGACCUAAGGCCACAUUCAGGUCUAUACCAUACAAUGAAUGUGUCAGUAGUACCUGACCUAAGGCUUCAUUCAGGUCUAUACCAUACAAUGAAUGUGUCAGAAGUACCUGACCUAAGGCCUCAUUCAGGUCUAUACCAUACAAUGAAUGUGUCAGGAGUACCUGACCUAAGGCCUCAUUCAGGUCUAUACCAUACAAUGAAUGUGUCAGGAGUACCUGACCUAAGGCCUCAUUCAGGUCUAUGCCAUACAAUGAAUGUGUUAGGAGUACCUGACCUAAGGCCAAAUUCAGGUCUAUACCAUACAAUGAAUGUGUCAGUAGUACCUGACCUAAGGCUUCAUUCAGGUAUAUACCAUACAAUGAAUGUUUCAGAAGUACCUGACCUAAGGCCUCAUUCAGGUCUAUACCAUAAAUCGCACUGCAACAGUAUGGGAGCAUUUGCAUGCAUACGAGUGUGCAUGCAAAUUCUCAGUAUAAUCCCGUUGCCGGUGUCAGUGCAACCCUGUAGUUUAGCAGUGAUGCCACAUUCAGGUCUAUACCAUACAAUGAAUGUGUCAGUAGUACCUGACCUAAGGCUUCAUUCAGGUAUAUACCAUACAAUGAAUGUUUCAGAAGUACCUGACCUAAGGCCUCAUUCAGGUCUAUACCAUAAAUCGCACUGCAACAGUAUGGGAGCAUUUGCAUGCAUACGAGUGUGCAUGCAAAUUCUCAGUAUAAUCCCGUUGCCGGUGUCAGUGCAACCCUGUAGUUUAGCAGUGAUGCCACAUUCAGGUCUAUACCAUACAAUGAAUGUGUCAGUAGUACCUGACCUAAGGCUUCAUUCAGGUCUAUACCAUACAAUGAAUGUGUCAGGAGUACCUGACCUAAAGCCACAUUCAGGUCUAUACCAUACAACAGCCAUUCUCAACCAGGAUUCCGUGGCUCCCUGGGGUUCCUCCAGAGGUUUCUAGGGGGUUCCUUGAGCUGUGGCUAAUUAACCACCUAUUUGAUGAUGCCUACAGAGUUCAAGGUUCAGCACCACUUAACAAAGCCAGCAACAUGACACCAAAUAUCUUUUUAGCUGUCGGGUGGAAUUCUGAGCACCACUUUAACGGGGGCCAUUCUUCCUAUUAAUCACCAAUAUAAGGAGCAUUGUUCCUAUUGAGCCCUGAUGAAUUGGUUUUAGUAAGGGUGCCUCGAGACAUGAAAACUAUUUUUUGGGUUCCUCUAGGGUUAAAAGGUUGAGCAAGCCUGCCAGACAAUGAAUGUGUCAGAAGUACCUGACCUAAGGCCUCAUUCAGGUCUUUGCCAUACAAUGUUAGAACACAGGAAUUCACUGCAGGCAAGAGACAACUGUUUUCUGUGGUGCCUGUUCAGACACCUGUGUAGCAUAGCACUACGAUACAAUAAAAAAAAGUUCACGUGUUGUUUAAUGUGCUGAUGUCUCAAGGGAGUAAAAGGCCUCAUGCACACUGGGCAUUUAGUAGCGUUGCACCGAUUUUUUCACUGGUGAGUAUGAGGACCUAUACUUUUGGUGUAGUAUUUACCAGUGCGAUUUAAGCCCAUACUAAAUGAAUUGGCUCAAAUAAUACUGAAAAGGAUUGCAUGCGAUUUGAACAGAAAUGG